Messenger RNA from Neocloeon triangulifer, 1808 nucleotides. RefSeq names its product sugar transporter SWEET1. Lineage: Eukaryota; Metazoa; Arthropoda; Insecta; Ephemeroptera; Baetidae. Gene Ontology annotation, biological process: carbohydrate transport. Bases 550 to 1200 code for a protein of 216 amino acids. Gene Ontology annotation, cellular component: membrane. The record is from RefSeq and is a predicted model, not a curated record. Gene Ontology annotation, molecular function: sugar transmembrane transporter activity. The transcript is spliced from 7 exons.
AAUAUGAAAUUCGUUCAUUAUUUAAUUCAAAUUUUACCCUCAUCUAAAAUUUUUUAAAUUUCAGUUCUAAAAAUUGCUUUUAAGUCUGUAAACGUUAUAAUUAAAUGAUUUAAAUCCUAAUUAUUAUCCUUUCUGGAGUCUCUUGGGUAUUCAAGUGGGCACACGCCCCCUUCAUUUUGUGCAGCGCUCGCAUCCGCACGCACUUGUUCAUUAAGUUGUUUUUCCGUCUACCACCACCUGCCACCUUUUACUCUCCCUUUCAAUCCUAUGCAGCUGAUUAUCCAUUCACUAUUCACUUCUUUAGUUCCUCUGUUUCUCGCGAUUCUUAUUCUUUCGUCAUUUCCUUUAUCUCUAGAGCUAGAAGUGAGCACUCAAAAGUCAACGAAAAAAUAAUUUCGUCAUCGCAUACAAAAUAAUGUUGCUUUUGUGAUAGCAAACCGUGCAGCGUGGCUAUUUUUGUUAAAAUUUUGUAAAAACUUAAAGAGAUCGAGUUGUAAAAAACACCUAGCUGUGUGAAGAAAGAAGCAUUUAAAAAUUAUAAAAUUAAAAAUGGUUUUGGACGAGUACAAAGACCUGGUUGGAGCAGUGGCGUCGGUCACCACCAUCCUGCAGUUUUUCUCAGGAGUUUUCGUCUGCUUGGACAUCAAAAAGAAAGGGAACUCUGGAUCAGAUUCAGUCUUGCCGUUUCUAGGAGGAUGCGUGAUCGGAGCCCUGAACUUGAAAUACUCGUUUCUGCUGGCCGACUCGGCCAUGACGGUGGUCAGCGCCGUUGGUGUGCUGAUAAACUUGGGCUACCUCGCCUUUUAUUACGCUUACUCAAACUGCAAGGGUGAAGUGAACAAGGCCAUAACGCAGGGUGUCAUCUUCGCCCUGUCGCUGCUCUUUUACGCCCAGUUUUGGGAGGACCCGGAACUUGUCGAGGACCGGUUUGGCGCCAUUCUGACCGUGCUCAUGCUUUUGCUACUUGCCUCCCCACUGCUCUCGCUGGGUGAAGUUAUUCGUACACAGAGCACCGCAUCUCUACCAUUCCCAAUAAUUUUGGCCAGCACUGUUGUGACGUUUGAGUGGCUCCUUUACGGAAUCAUCAUUGACAAUAUAUUCAUUCAGAUCCAAAACGGAGUCGGUUUAGCCCUCUGCGCAUUGCAGCUGUCCCUCUUUGCCAUUUAUCCACGCACUCCAGUCGACAAGAAGAAGGAUUAAAUAACUUCAUCUUGCAGCAUUUUACAUUCCUCUUAAAUUAUUUCUAUUCAGCCUGUGUGAUAGCAGCAAUUUUAGAAAUCUAAGAUAUUCCACGCUUUUUGCUAAAAAUAUUAAUGACUAUGUCUUCCACGUAACAGCCAAAAAUGAUGUUUGUCGAGAAUGAAUUAGAAAGUAAUUAUACAAAUUACUGAUAUAUGGACAAUAAUAUUCCAAACAAUUAUGAUAUGAAAUUGUAAUAUUCCAUUUAUAAAUCAAAUGAAUAACCAUUCCUAAUUCGGACAAUAAUGAAUUUUAUAAAUUGGAUUAAAUAUGCAAGACUUAACUAUAGUCUAUACUUUCCGAGGUGGCCCUAAAAGCUUCUAUUAUGCGAUACAAUUAGACUAGCAUUUGUGAUUAUAUAUUUAUGAAGUCAUCUUUAGGAAAGAUUUUGCAAAUUCUAUAGUAUAGUUUGUUUCAAGUUGCUUCGGCUAGUCUAAAAAAUAUACAUUUUCAUGUUCGUUUUUUAAUUUUCUGUAAUGAAAAUGAUUUUCUUUUUCAUACAUAUUUUGAUUUUUUGUUACUCUUCGUUUUGUUAAAAUAAAAAUUGAAGUGUUAUAACUUCAUUUCAA